Molecule: messenger RNA, 4626 nt
Organism: Drosophila yakuba
Lineage: Eukaryota; Metazoa; Arthropoda; Insecta; Diptera; Drosophilidae
Gene: Atet
Product: ATP-binding cassette sub-family G member 1
Exons: 7
Coding region: 757-3315 (852 amino acids)
Cellular component (GO): plasma membrane
Molecular function (GO): ATP binding; ATP hydrolysis activity; ABC-type transporter activity
Source: RefSeq, a predicted model, not a curated record
UGCGUUCAGUUCUUCGUCGUUCGCGCUGCCUGAAUGUUGUUGCCUCCUGCGGUCGAGCGGGAUUUUCGGGGCAGGAAUCGAGUCGAAUCGAGUCCAAUCGGAACAGAACGGAUCGGAUCGCGUUGAAUCCAAAAAAAACACGUUUCGCCUGGGCACAAGAUACACUUUGGCGUAUUGGCGUAUUCCUGGAGUGCUUCGCUUACCAUCUGUUAAUGGUAUUUCGGUGCUGUUGCUCUCACUCCCGUAGAACCGUAAAACCGUAGAAACGUCGAAUUGUGGCGCAUUUAAAUAGCUGGCGUUGUUUGUUUGUUUGUUUGCUGGCUACCGCGACCAUAACACAGAGUACAACAAAGAAGGCAAUGCACGAGCACGAGUAUCUCGCAGUCUUAGCAUUUGAAAGCGCUCCGAAAAGUAUCUAAUGUGCGCGGGAGCGGUACAGUGAAUACGGUCUCUUCUGGCAGCGGCCAAAAAAAAAAAAAGAAAACAACAAAUAUAUAAUGCUAAUAAACCAAAAACACGUUUUAUGCCAUUUGUGUUUUGCUCUUCUCGGAAAUAGGCCCCAACCUAAUAGAAAUCCAAAGAGCUGAAAGCUGAAAGCUGAGUGGUACAGCCUACAUUAAACGUGUACUUCCAAUGCAGAUGCCAAUGCCCAGUGUAUUCAAUUAAACAAUUAAAUAGCAGCAUACGAGUUUCGCAAAUACGUAACACAAAACUAUUUAUAAAGCAUAAAUCAAUUGAGCCAAAUGCUGAUGCCAUAUGCCAAUAGCGAUUGCAGCAGUAACUAAAACGCAUUCUCAAAUCAUGAACGAACUGCAAGCCUCCAGUGUCCCGCUGGUGGACAAGUGCUCCUCCUCCCACGCCGUCAUCCUGCCGGCGGCCAAGAGUCCCAACAAAGUCUCCGAUUCGACGGCCACCACGGCACCCAAUGCCGUUCUCUACACAAGCGGGAACAUGUCCCUAACUACGCUCUCCACGGCCAGCGACAAUCCGCAUCCAAAUCCUAAUCCAAAUUCGAAUGCGAGUCCCAAUUCCAGACAGGAGCCAGUGCCACUGCUCAGCCAACUGAAGCUGACCAACGACCUGAAGCAGAACAACCACGGGUCACAGAACAACCUGUGCAAUGGCAGCUUGGGCGGUAACAACCAUGCCUUGGCCCCCAAGGUGGCCAACAACAGCGGCGGUAGUCCGAAUGGCCAGAAGAAGGGCACCAUCGCCUUGUCCCAUCUGCCCCAACGGCCGCCGGUGGACAUCGAGUUCUGUGAUAUAUCCUACUCAGUGACCGAUAGCCAUCGGCGCGGAUGCAAGACCAUUCUGAAGAGCGUAUCGGGCAAGUUCCGGAAUGGAGAGAUCACCGCUAUCAUGGGACCCUCUGGAGCCGGAAAGAGCACGCUGAUGAACAUCCUGGCGGGCUACAAAACCUCCCAGCUCAGCGGCUCAGUACUGAUCAACAGCAAGGAGCGGAAUCUGCGCCGCUUCCGCAAGCUCUCCUGCUACAUCAUGCAGGACGAUGUGCUGAUCGCCAAUCUGACUGUUCGCGAGGCCAUGAUGGUGGCCGCCAAUCUGAAGCUGGGCAAGAACAUGAUCAGCUACGCCAAGGUGGUGGUGGUCGAGGAGAUUCUCGAGACGAUUGGCCUGAAGGAGUCGGUGAACACGCUGACCUGCAAUCUGUCUGGUGGCCAAAGGAAGCGACUGUCCAUUGCCCUCGAACUGGUCAACAAUCCACCCGUGAUGUUCUUCGACGAGCCCACCUCCGGACUGGAUAGCUCCACCUGCUUCCAGCUCAUAUCGCUGCUGAGAUCGUUGGCCCGGGGAGGCCGCACCAUAGUGUGUACCAUCCAUCAGCCGUCGGCGCGACUCUUCGAGAAGUUCGAUCAUCUGUAUCUGCUGGCCCAGGGCCAGUGUGUUUACGAGGGUCGAGUGAAGGGACUGGUGCCGUACCUAUCAUCACUGGGCUACGAAUGCCCCUCAUAUCACAAUCCCGCUGACUAUGUCCUGGAGGUGGCGUCCGGCGAGUACGGCGAUGCUGUACCCAAGCUGGUGGAUGCGGUCAAGAGCGGAGCUUGCAAGAAGUAUGCGCACAAGGAUUAUGUACGAACGCUGGCCGAGAAGGGAUGCCACAAUGACAUUAUCAAGGGCACUGGCAGCGGAGCGGAUAAUGCCAUGGCCAUCUUGACCCUGGAGGACGAGAAGCCGCCGCUGGAAGACAGGCAGCUGGAUGCAUCCUUACCCGUCGAGGAUCCUGCGGAGCUGAAACCACCAAAGCUGGAGACGCAGCAGUCCCAGAACUCCGACUGCAGCGUGGUCAUCAUGCCGACCAAUGCCGUGGACGACAGUUGCAGCUUUAGCUCCUCGAAGGGCACCCAAAAUGCAGUGGGUGGUUCCGGAUCCGGAGGACCGAGUGCCGUUGUGGGUUGCAUGACAUCGCUGCUGGACUCGCACGAGAGCGUGGUCACACUGCCCAACAAGACGGGCUUCCCCACCAGCGGCUGGACGCAAUUCUGGAUCCUGCUCAAACGCUCAUUCCGCACCAUCCUGCGCGACAAAAUGCUGACCCACAUGCGACUCUUCUCCCACGUGAUCGUUGGUGCCAUCAUCGGCAUGAUCUACUAUGAUGUGGGCAACGAGGCCAGCAAGAUCAUGAGCAACGCGGGAUGCAUCUUCUUUGUCUCACUGUUCACCACCUUCACGGCCAUGAUGCCCACCAUUCUGACCUUUCCCACCGAAAUGUCAGUGUUCGUGCGGGAGCAUCUCAACUAUUGGUACUCGCUGAAGGCCUUCUACUUUGCCAAGACCAUAGCGGACAUGCCAUUUCAGAUUGUCUUCUCCAGCGUCUAUGUCCUGGUGGUGUACUACUUAACCUCACAGCCAAUGGAAUUGGAGCGGGUCUCGAUGUUCGUGCUAAUCUGCGUGCUCAACUCACUGGUGGCCCAGUCGCUGGGUCUGCUGAUCGGGGCGGGGAUGAACAUCGAGACGGGCGUAUUCCUCGGCCCCGUGACCACCAUACCCACGAUAUUGUUCUCCGGGUUCUUUGUGAACUUUGACACCAUUCCGGGCUACCUGCAGUGGGUCACCUACGUCAGCUAUGUGCGCUAUGGCUUCGAAGGUGCCAUGGUAGCCAUCUAUGGAAUGGAUCGGGCCAAGAUGCAGUGCAAUCAAAUGUACUGCCACUACCGAGUGCCCAAGAAGUUUCUGGAGGAGAUGUCCAUGGAUAACGCUCUGUUCUGGGUGGACGCCGUUGCCCUGAUCGGAAUCUUCUUUGCCCUGCGCAUCAUCGCCUACUUUGUGCUGCGAUGGAAACUGCACAUGAUCCGCUAAGCGGACAGCCUGUGGGAUUUGUUCAUAGUCUAGGCUUAUCAUUAUUACCAUACGUUAGAGAUCACCUGUACAUAGAAUGGGGUUUUGGGGCCUAGUGCGGGGGGCGGUUGGGAUCCCAGGAAGGCAGGAUUGUAGCUAGACGUAGCUUUACCGCAUUCUGAAACUUCUCCCGUCGCGCUUUGUACGUUUAUACAGACAGACAGACCUAGAUGCACACACGCAACGCAUCGGUAUCCAGAAGACGAUUCUAAAUAUAUACCCAUGGAUAUAUAUAUAUAUACACCCGUACAGUAGCUGUUCUGCAUACCACAAAAUACAAAAUGGAAUUAACAUAGAACUAUGAAUAGAUAUUAACUAGGAGUACCCACGUAGAGCCCCACUUCAACACACACUUCAAUCGAGGUAUAAUUCUUGUGACCAAGCAGAAAAGAGUCUGAACUUAAGUAGGUUGAAAACAUAACAAAUUGUAGACAAGAUCCUUUAGAGCGGAAACCGAAUCGGUGCAGAGUUUAGGACACGACUUUCUCCCAACGUUCUUCACUCCGUCCCUAAGUUGUACUCCCAAAAACAAACUCCACCUUUCUGUACUCUUCUUUUGACAAUCGAUUUUGGAACCCAGAAAGGACGCAGCGUGCAAACAAACGGAAGUUGGGGCGAGUGUGGAAAGCGGAAACGGAAACGAAGGAAACAUUCCCUUGUGAUAGAAAGCGGUGCAGUCCGGGCUGGGAAAUCCAGAUCCCGGACGGGAAAGGUAGAAGCAACAAGUCGGAGAAGGGAACCUGGCCAACUGGUGAUAUAAAGCAAUUACUAUUUUUACGGUGGGAUGCAAUCGGAUUUGUGUUAGCUGCGCGUAUUUGUGAUUAUUACAUAUUAAUUUAGUACAUGUUUAGUUUAAUUUUAUACGUCUACAUUUGUCAUGCCAAAAUAAAUGCAAUUUUCAUUUAAGCCGGCACACUCUCCUACCAAAAUAUUCUUUAGUAUUAGCUUUGGAUCUAAAACAAAUUGGAGUGAUACACAAACCAAGUUUAACUACAGAAAUCGGUGGCAACAUAUUCAGGCUCCUUUCAAAAGGACAUUGUAAGCAUUGUAAUUAUUUAGUAAGCAAUCUGUUGAAAACGCUCUUGGAAAUAUCUGUUGAGUAUGGUGUGUUGUAUAUUUCGGUAGUUCGUAGCCCAUGUUACCCUGUACAUUACCGUUAAAGAAUGGCCAUUACUGUACACAAAAUCCAUAAUAAUUACUGUCAAAAUCUGGUAGAAUAUUUUUAAUAAAGAACCCAAUACAUCAUCGAUACCUUAAGAAGAAAAAUAUAAA